Molecule: messenger RNA, 44133 nt
Organism: Podarcis lilfordi (Lilford's wall lizard)
Lineage: Eukaryota; Metazoa; Chordata; Lepidosauria; Squamata; Lacertidae
Source: the annotation of a GenBank genome assembly
GCCUUCUCGUAUCUGCCUCCCGGGGGAAGGGAAGAGUCGGUGCGCGCCCGACCUGUUUGUGCGCCAGGGAGGGAGGGAGGGAGGGAGGGAGGGGGAGUGCCAGCGAGCGCCUCGCCUCGCCCCGACCCCUGACUCGGGUUGCGGUGCGCCGAGGCCUCCGCCCCAGCGCGGCGGAGAGGGGACACGCCCGGCCUGCCUCGCCCGCCUCGCCCGCCUGGCUGGCUGAGUGAUUCGCGCGCCCCUCCCUGACCCUCCCUCCUGCCCGCCCUCUUAGCUACCCCGCCGGCCAAGGGAGCCUGGCAGAGCGAGCGGCGCCGGCGUCAUGUGACAGCGCUGCCUAGUGCCAGGAGCCUGCCUUGGAGCUUGGUGGGGGGAAGAAGCAGAAGAAGAGGAGAGAGACAGAGCAGAAGGCGAGGGCAGAGGCGCGACGGGCUGACAGACGGACGCGCCGCCGACGGACUAAACGCCCCUGCGGCCAAGCGGCUGAGAGAGAAACCCCCGGGUUUCCCCCUCGAGGGCGGAAAAAGAGAGGGAAGGAGGGUUUUUCCCGCUACCAGCGAGAACGGCAACAGCACCGCCGACUCAAGCAGCAAACUUCUUGCGGUGGCGUCGUCGCCUCGGUUUCUUGGACAAGUUAAGAGAGGGGAGAAAAGUAAGUCGCGCGAAGGGAAGGGGAGGAGGCAAAGGUGGCGGCGGCGGCUCUGAGGAAAGCGACGUGUCUGGUGGUGGUGGCGGCGGCGGCCGAGAGGUGUCUGGGAGAAGGGAUGGGGAAGCGGGGAGGCCGGAGGGAAGGUGCUCCUCCCGCGAGGGGGGAAAUGGAGAGGCUCCUGGACGCGCGCUCUUGCUUGGCGAAGCGGGGGCGCACGCGCCGGCCCGGCCAAGGGACUUGGGGGCGCUUCGGCCAGAGUGUUUGUGCAACUGCAAAAGUUGUGGGGCGGCGGGGGGGGGGGGGGUCCUGGGAUCUGUCUCCAUGACCCACCCCCCGGGGGUGAGGGGGGGGGAGAGACGCCUUGCCAUUUGGAGUCGCCGCUGCCCCGUGAGCUGAAGGAGCGCCGCAGCUUUGGCGUUCACGUGUGUUUUCCCGAUCUGCGGUGGGUGCGUGUUUGUGUGUCUCCCUCUUGCUUUUCUGUUCCCCGUCUUCUGAAACACGAACCGUUCCUCCUGUCAUUUGGAGCUGUUGGGGAUGAGAGCCGUCGAACAAAGAUCCCAUCUGCCGCAGCUUUCCUGAGGGGCUUUUUAAAAAAGAAAACACCUGGAGCUACUGGAUUGCUUUCUUUCGACAAGAGUUUGCCGCUAACUAGACUCGAGAUACUUUUCUUCUCCCUCCCAAGUGGGAAAGGACGUUGCUCCAUGUCUCUUUGCGUUCCUUAACAUUAUUUUGGGCUUCGCUGCAUAGGAUGCUCAAAACAAAACGGCAGCCCUGCAUCAUAACAUCCUUGGAGAACUGCCAUUUAAAUAAUUGUCAGUUGAUCAGGGGGUUGCUGCGUUUGUUAUCUCUUCAUAGGAGCAAGAAAGGAAAAAUGAGAAGCAUAUAUCAAGAUGUGUGAAUUAUGUCCGUUUCUAGACACUACAUACCAAACUAGAGAAGAGGACACAUUUGUAUAGCGUUUUUGGUUCUGUACUUAGUCAAGUAACAUUGAUAUGCAAUGUGAGAUGUUCUCUUAAGGUUCUACUGUUUAGAGGUUGUUCCCCUCCCUCCCACCAAAAAAGAAGGGGAUAAAUAAUUCUAUUUCAAUCGCCAGUUUAGUUGCUGUUUGGGAAAGAAAACUUAAUGUGCACAGCGUAAGUUUGAACAUGAAGUCUGUUGCUUUUUUCUAUUUCAUGCAUGUCUUGACAUGGAGAUGUCAUGUGUAUUUUCAGUUGAUUUACAAUAAGAAUAAUUGCUUUGCUGAAUAACUGCAUUGAGCAGCCUGUCCACGUUUUAUCUACAGUGGCUCACAGAGAGCAGUGUAUACCCAUUUUAUUGCUUUUUUAAAACACAUUCACACACUUUCCAAAGUCACCUAGGUUCUGGUGAUCAAUUUUUUAAAAAGAGUCUUGUGCAUAAUUGAAAGGGACACCAGCACUUGGCUUCUUUCCUUCCUGAAAGGUGCUUUCAUUGUGCUUAAAACAUUACUGCUUAUCUUGGAUGUUUGUAUUAAUUUCCAUAUGGAACAUAACUUUAGCAAGAAUCCCCAGUUUUUAUUUAGGAAAUGGUGCUAAAAUUCACCAAACAACACAUUUCGAUUUAGAUUAACAUUUAGCUUUCUUCUUACUGCAGCAAUUCAUAAACUCUCACUUUGUCCAUUUUUAUUCUUAUGCUGAGUUGUCUCUCAGCUGAAGUGUGUGUGCAGCAUCUCUUGCAUAGUUGUGUGUGUGGCAGGAAGUGCCACAGUUCACAGGGCUCACCUUUGUCUGGUUGUUGGAGAAAUCGGAACCUUGCAUAGAUGCAGUACUUUGAAACAUUUUGAGUCCACAAAAGUGUUAUUUUCUAUAAAAGGCAAAAAAUUGCGGUGUAACUUUUUCCCCAUAGUUUUGAGAACUUUUCCCAUAGCUUGCCUAAUGAGUUGCUUGCAUGAUCCAGACUUGGGUUUGGUUAAGAUCAACAAUUUGACCUAGGAAUAAUGUACAUCAACCUAACUUUGGCCGCUAGGCUUUAAAAUGUGUUGGUCAGUUUUGCAAUAUGAAUGCUUUCAGAUAAACUCUUCUCCAAUUCCCUUCCUCACCAAAGCAAAGCUAUCUAGGCAGACUUUUUGCUUUGACUGAAUUUUAUACUGAUAAACAAAAAAGCAAGAUAAUAUCUGAGAAUGACAGUUGUGUAGUAUGAUAAAUAUUAUUAUUAUUAUUAUUAAUAGAAGACCUGGUUGUAAGUGUGCCCUACUAUUCUGCCUUCCUGUUUUUGCAAACACCAAAGUUAUUAUAAACUAGUAACAUUCACAGAAUGUUAUUUCUUUGGCGGAGGGGGCAGACUUGUGCCACCCUAAGGCUGUAAUUCUAUGUGCACACUCACUUUGGAGAAAACCCCAUUGAUGUCAGUGGUACUUCUGAGUAAACAUUAUAGAAUUGCACGGUAAAUAGAGUUUGUGCCUAUUUCUGAAGAAAAUUUGAAAAGUGAUGUUCUGAUUAGAAAAUGCAUGUCUUUUAGGAGCAACCAUAUCCAAACAUGGGUCCAAACAGAGACUAGACUAGUGUUAAGAGGAAUCUGUAGCAGCAAGUUUAGUGAUUGAGACUCAAAUCUGCACUUGGUUGUUAUGAUGCUUGUCAACAGAAUAUAGGACAUCCUUAUUCUGCCCUUGCAUCAGGCAUAGUAGACCUGUUCUACUGAUCUAGUUCAUAAUAUGUGAAAUAUGAAUGCCAUAUAAAGUAGUAUAAUAUGUAGAAAUCAACCAGAUAUAAAAUGGGCAGCUGGUAUUUUUCUGGAGGUUUCUGUGGCCCAUCUGUGGGUCCAUAGCUAUGAUGGGAGCAAGCCUUGGACACUUAUGGUUCCCCUCUCCCCUUUGCUCCCCCCAAGUCCAAGAGGAGUUGGAAGUUUUUGCUUUUGAUUAACUGCAUUUUAGCAUCACAUCCAGAUCUUAUAAUGUGAUUAAACUUUACUUUAUUUUCUUUCAAACAAAGACAGUUUCAUAACCCAUGGUUUGAAGUUUGUUUGUUUCAAACAAACCAUGGUUAAAUUUAAACCACCAUUUGUUUGAUCGGUCUCAACUUGUCAUUUAAAUGGAACCAGCAUCCAGGACUUUCUGACUCUCAUUCUUGUCAUUAUUGAGCCAUGGUUUAUUGAGAUAUCCAAAUAAGCUCGCCGUAUGUCCUGGUGUUUUUGUCUUACAAUGAUCUGGCUCAUACAACAUGCUAAACCUAGUGCAAAUGAAUGCCACUUAGUGCAACCACCACUUUGAUCCUCCCUGGUUGUUUGCUGCUGAGCUAAGCCAUGGUUUGCCUUAGCGUCCCAUUAAAACAUGGGCUCGUCACCAAGCUCUCAUAGGCAAACCAUGAGCCAUAAACCAUAGGACAAACCUUAAUUACAGCUCCUGGUUAGUCUGGAGAGAACUAAACUGUGAGUCUGGCUUCAGCUGACACACUAAGCCAAGACAUGGGUUAGCACAGCAGCAGAAAGACCAGGGUAGCAAAAGUGGCCUCACUCUACUUGCUUGCAGCCUGCAGAACCAUGGUAAGCUGUGACUUGAGCUUGCAUGUCAUGCAAACCAGGCUACUGUCUGGUGCAUCAACUUUUACUUUCAAUAAAUUUUAGGCACUAUUAUUGGAGCUCCAGAUUGUUUGUAGUGACCUCUCAUAUUAAGGAGAUCUUGUACAAGUAGAGAAAGGAGGCUAGAAAGUGCAAUAAAAUAAUGGCUGUUUUGGUUUUGGGGGAGGGGGAUACUUUAUUGGGAGCAAGAGUCCACCUCAACCCUUGAUAACAAAGUUUGUGUUUGUAUUCCAGAAUUUUUUUAAAAAAGGAGAAUGCUUGGGAAGUCCAGAGUUAAUUAUUCCGAGCUGUCUGGAAAGGGUGGGUGCGAAGGAAAUUGCAUGUUGUGGUCAGUGUUUGAAACUCCCAUUUUUCUAGGCGCGUUUUGCAACAGGGAAUUUCAUUAAUGUGAGCCGUUUCUGAGCUUUGGGAGCAGUACUGCGCCUAAGAUUUCAGAUUAAAACUCCCACUGCUGGAACGAAAGGAGGACCUUUUUCUGCCUCUCCACUUCCAGCCACUCUCUUGAGAACUGGAGAAGGGACCCUCAUAAGAAUAUUAGGGGGGCGGGCAGAGGAAGUAUGGCUUUGUUGUUUGCAGCCUUCAGGUGAGGACUAGACCAUGUGAAAAAGGAAUAUGAGAUUUUAGCUGCAGUUCAUUCAUUUUCAUCCUUGUAUUCUUGUUAUAAGAAAGGUGCACCUAGACAUUCGGUCGCGGCACCCAUAACCUAGGUUUAAGGUGCCAUUUAGCUCCCAGCUUUCAUAUCUCAGUGGUUAUAUUAUCCCAUAUAGAUAUUAGUCUGGUGUUUGUCAAGGGCAGGUCUGCGAUAUAGAGACAGGUUGUUUUUUUCACACCCAGAGACCAAGCACUUUACACGUUACACCCACUUUGCUUGCUUGCUUGCUUGCUUGUUUGUUUGUUUGUUAAAUCCCAGCUGCACAUGAAUAUAGGGGUCAGGGAAGGCCACCCAAAUGUUUCUCUGUGCUUUCUUUCCAGCCCAGCCAGCAGAGCCGUUUCCUGUUCUUUGUUUCAAGGCUGGGGUUUGCGUCAUACAUUCCAAGUAGCAUAUGUGUGCUCUUUCCUGUUUCGGGCUGUUUUCUGGUAGAUCAGUAGCCCAGCCACAACCCCUUGUCACUGCCCUACAACUCCCAGUCUCCACCCAGCGAAUUAUCAUGUCUCUACACACUCAGCGAUUGCCUAAGCAGCCUGUGUUAUGUCACAAGGAGCCUGUGUGUUAGCAUUUAAACUCCCACAUUCUGUGCUACAGCGCGCAAUUAAGGAUACUUGCUGGGCGUGGGGAGGUACAGGUUUUUGAGACUUCAGAAGGGGAGGGAAGCGGUGGUGUGAAUUGGAAGUAGUUUCACUGAAAUGCAUGAAUGUUAAAAGUUUUUCUUUUCUUUUUUAAAGCAGACCACUCACUAAUGCAUGUAAAUUCAACAUCUGUUCUGGAGGGUUUUUUUCUAGCAAACAUCAUAGUUCUGGUUAAGCUUUACCUCUCUGUGGUGGUGAUAAAAAUGGUACUUAGAAUAUACAAAAUACAUUCAAGUGAUCAAAGCCUUUCAUAUUCAUCAUUUUAGGCAUGAUGGAGGAAGCCUAACCCCUACCCAAAGCAAAAUGUUUCAUAGAAUUGGGAAAUUAAUAGUGUUUGGAGGCACUCCAUAUUUUAACUCCAGAAUUUAACUUCUGCCAUAAGGCAGUGUGUCAUCUUCCCAAACCGCUCGUGGAAAAUGACUGUCCAGCCUUUUCACUUAAAACCCUAGUAAAACAGAUCUCUGUGCACAUCACGGAAGUGUUCCUAAUCUGCAUGUGAAGCAGGGAAUUACAAUUUCUCUUUGCAAUGCGAAAAACUACGCAUUCUUCUUUUGAAUGAAAUAGUGUAUCCGAUUGGGAAGCAAGGAUGCAUUCGCAAGGGAAAGAGGAAGAAAAAAAAAUGUUCCAAGAGGAAGUUCAGAAAGAGAGCUUUGACCAUCUGUAUUAUUAUUAUUGGGAUUUACUACUGACGGAUCAUUUCACAGCUAACUAGUAUUCUGUAUUUACCCAGAUAAGGAGGUUUGUACAUGGAAGCAAGCUUUUUGCAUGCCUAGCAUUUGCUGGAACGGGGCCAUUGAUGUAAAUUGGAUGUACAUCUGGAUGCAGAUGUUAUCUACCUGCAUGAUACUACUUUCAGGAGGAUGCUCAUUUAGCUGCACAUCUGCAACCACAUUCUGGUGCAACUGGUCAUGCAAAACGACGUGUAAUAAGAUCUGGAUUGGGGCUUAUAUGGCACAAUUAGCCGAAGUUAAAUAUUCCCUCAGUUCCAUUAAUUUCAAGCAAGCGUUUCCCACUCUUUCCAACUGAGAUCAGUGUGGGAAAUUUAGUAACUAGGUUGUUGCGCCCAUUCUUCUUAGAGAUACACUUAUGGUAUUUUGCAUUUUUUUCUUCUCAGAAGUACGGAUUUCGCGAACUUAUUUGUGUAGAUAACAGAAGCUAAUCUUUUGGUAAGUUUUUAUUUGCAAAAAGGAAAAAAAAAACCUGCUUUCCUGCAAAGACGUUAGAUUUCUGAUUGGGUUAAUAUUAAAAUUGUGCAUCGUGUUAAUAAAGACCAACAAAAUCAUCAGCUGAAAUACUGUACCUUACAAGCUGUCAGAGCAGAUUAAGUUUAAAAAGGGAAUGUCUGCUUAGUACUGUAUAUUCUAUACAGUGGUACCUCGGGUUACAUACGCUUCAGGUUACAGACUCCGCUAACCCAGAAAUAUUACCUCGGGUUAAGAACUUUGCUUCAGGAUGAGAACAGAAAUCGUGCAGCAGCAGGAGGAGGCCCCAUUAGCUAAAGUGGUGCUUCAGGUUAAGUACGGACCUCUGGAACGAAUUAAGUACUUAACCCGAGGUACCACUGUACUUCCUCUGUGUUAAGGAUUGGAAUACUAGACUGUAAGCCCUCUGCAAAUUCAGAAAAGACAUGUACUUUAGUCUCCUAGGAUCAUACCAAUUCAUGCAGAUGGAGGUUACCUAUUUAAAUACACAUUCCUGCCCUCUCCCCUUUUUAAAAAGAACCUUCUGCUCGUUUUCUAUAAGCAUAUUAAGGAGAAGGGUAUGCUAAAAUGCUUUGUCUCCCAUGUGAUAAGCUUUCUAUAGGCAAAUAAAUUUGAGGCAGAUAAGCAAUGAAGCCUGUGACUCUCGCCUGAAUUCUACGCAGGGGUAGCCAAUCUGGUGCUUCCCAGCUGUUUUGGAUUACACCUUCAGCUAACAUGGACAUUGGUCAGGGAUGAUGGGAGUUGAGAUACACAACAUCUGGACAGCACUACGUUGGCUACACCUGACUAGUGCCUUCCAUAGUGUGGAUACUGGUCAGUGAAAAAGUUUAGAGUUUAGAAAUUUGAAGGCUAUCGCCUUGCUUCACUAUUUUAAUCCACUUAAUCAACUAUGAUAUUGGUUUUGUAUAUGCUUUAGUCAGGCAUAACAUAGUUGAUCGUUUUAAUGAUCACAUAUCAACCUGGUCCAUCCUUUAAUACUACACUGCCAUUGCCUUUUCUUUUUAAAAAUAAAAAUAACUGGACUUUUGUAUAUUUAUUUAUUAGGACUUCUUCGCAGUGAACUAAAAUCAGGUAUUUGAAGCUAAUGUUUGUAAGUGUAGGUGAUUUUGCUAUUCACUGUAAGUCAAAGAUACAGUGGUGCCUCGCAAGACGAAAUUAAUCCGUUCCGCGAGUGUCUUCGUCUAGCGGUUUUUUCGUCUUGCGAAGCAACCCUAUUAGCGGCUUAACGGAUUAGCGCUAUUAGCGGUUUAGCGGCUAUUAAAGGCUUAUUGGCUUAGCGGAUUAGCUGCUAAAAGGCUAUUAAAGUCUUAGCGGCUUAGAUAAAGGGGGGGGGGAGCGGAAAAAAAAUCUCAAGACUCGCAAGACAUUUUCGUCUUGCGAAGCAAGCCCAUAGGGAAAUUCGUCCUGCGAAGCAACUCAAAAACGGAAAACCCUUUCGUCUAGCGGGUUUUCCGUCUUGCGAGGCAUUCGUCUUGCGGGGCACCACUGUACAUAAUUUCUGAGAUAUACUUUAUAAUUAAGUCAUAUAUUUUGUAAAGACAGGUUAUUGUAAUAGCCAAUGCUUCUAACCAGCAGGAAGCCCUUCUCUGUAGCCGGCAUUGAAGUUUUGUGUUUUCAUUUCAAGGUUUAUUGCUUCCAAUUCAUAAUUUGACAUUUGGCAGGGUUAAGGAACAAAUUUAACUCUUGCCUGUCUUAAGGCUCCAUCUGGUGCCAAGGCUUCCUUAUAGGGUUUUUAAUAACAGUUGUUGAUGUAUUCCAAGGGUAGCUAUCCUAACAGUUAUGUAAGCCAAACAGAACGCUAGAAGUGCUGCAUAUUUUAAAUACUAAGGUUAGCCAUAAUGGAAAUUAUGUGUGUGUGACUGUCUGGUACAUGCGGUGAGCAUGUAGUUUAAAAGCCUUGGCACAUCAGAGAAUGACCAAAUUGCUUCUCUGAAGAGACACACACACAAAAAAGCUUAUUUAAUCAUUUUUCCAUACCCAUCAUCUUUCUUCCUCCUCUUCCCUAGUUUGAUUUUUCGCAAUUCACAUAUAUCUGUGUAAUGUUCCCUUCUGAUUUUUACAUCUUGCUCAGAUCCAAAAGUCCAAACUCGCAUGAAUGAUUUCACAUAUUGUUGCAAUAGACAUACACUUAACCUCUGUUAAGAUCAUACAAGUGGUCGUGGGACUGUGCACUCCAGCCCUUCCCAUUUACAGCAGUUUUUCCUCCUCCUGUCUCCUUAACCACAAGGGUUAUAUUGAUAUGUUGGCAAUGGUGGCGACAGCUUUGCACUGGAGCUGGUGGGGCAAGGGGGACACGGUGUACCAAGAGACCAGCUAGCAGCAGGUGGAGCCACAGGUCACCCUAGGCAGAGCAUACUUGACUCCAGAGGCACACACAAGUGCAGUCAUACCUCCGGUUAAAUAUGCUUCAGGUUGAGCGUUUUCGGGUUACGCUCCGCGGCGACCGGGAAGUAACAGAACAUGUUAUUUCCAGGUUUCGCCACUCGCGCAUGCGCAGCCGCUCAAAAUGACCUCAUGCGCAGAAGCAGCAAAUCGCGACCCUCAGUCGCGGGGUGCGUUAUACUCAGGAUACGAACAGGGCUCCGGAACGGAUCCCGUUCGCAUCCAGAGGUACCACUGUAUGCACUUGACACAGACAACAGUGUUUAAGUGGUGGUGGAGUGGAAGAGAAAAACUAGGGACUGGGUGAUGAGAGAGAUGGUGAGACUAAAUUAGCAGUGGAGGGGUGAGCAGCGCUAGAUUUAGGGGUUGUGCGGGUGGUUCCCCCAAACUGGGCAUCAAGACGAAGGGGUGCAAUAAUAAUAAUAAUAAUAAUAAUAAUAAUAUGCCUAUAUUGAUUCAGGUACCUACUGGGAAGAACUCAAAAAAAGCAACUGUACCCAAAGGAAUUCUUGUGAAAAUAAGAAAUAUUUUCGAGGAGGGGGUACCAAAUUUUGUCCUUGGUUGGGGCGCCAUGUUACCAAAGUCUGCCACUGGGGAGGGCAAAGUGUCAAGGAGGUGGUAUGGGGCAGAAAUAGCAACACUGGGCAGUGGGCCAAGCUUUUCUGAGCUACGAGAAAGGAAAUCCGUGCCUUUUGGAUCUUUUCGGUUCUAUCCCCUCCCUUUGACUUGCCUAUUCCUCCUGCUGCUUUUGAGGCAGUCUUUUGGCUCUUUAACUGCAGCACCAGCAAUGUGAUUGGUUGAAAGCACCUUGAAUUAGUUCUGAUUGGGCCAGGGACACCAUUCUGAGUAAACAUGGGGUGGGGCUGGGGUGUGUGAAUAUUUUGAAUUGCUUGCAGUGGAUUGGUUGUGAGUGUUGGGUGAAACAAACCAGUUUAUGCAGAUUGCAGCGAAUACCUGUGCAUGUAACUGUGUCGUGUUUGGCUAGGAAAGAAGGCUGUUUUGAGGGCUGGUGGGUCUUGUCACCCAACCUGAAUACUUUUUUUUCUAUAGCAAUUUGCUUGCAGUGGGUGGGUGGGUGGGGAGCUGGUUUUUCCUCCUCCUGGAGAGUUACGGGGUUGGGCCAGGCCACAAAAAUGCAGAAAGCAGGAAAACAGGCAGGGGGAGAGGGAGGGGGAGAGUGGGAUCAAACUGUGCAGUGAAAGUGGAGGACUGGGGGCUGUUGGUGAUGACAGCUUCUUUUGCCCUUAUAUUGAUAAAAACCCUUACUGUCUUAAACUAAACCAGGGUUACUGCUUAAACAGGGUUCAAAACCACCUUUAAGUCUGGUUUCAAAUCCUGGCUAAUGUAUACAGUGGUACCUCGGGUUACAUACCCUUCAGGUUACAUACACUUCAGGUUACAGACUCCGCUAACCCAGAAAUAGUGCUUCAGGUUAAGAACUUUGCUUCAGGAUGAGAACAGAAAUUGUGCUCUGGUGGCGCGGCGGCAGCGGGAGGCCCCAUUAGCUAAAGUGGUGCUUCAGGUUAAGAACGGACCUCCGGAACGAAUUAAGUACUUAACCCGAGGUACCACUGUAAUUCAGUUAAGAGGGGAGGGGAAAAUUUGCUUCCGAGAAGGCGGAAGACACAUAUGAUGCCUAAGGGCCAGGCCCUACGAUGAUUUAUUAAGCAUGGCUUAAUAUGUAUGCCUUAGUGCCCAGAGUAAAAAUGCAGAUAUUUCCCUUGUCUAGAAGAGCGACUGGUUGAUUGUGGGGGUUUUUUUAGGGGAUAGAAAUCCUGGUUGGGAGUUGUGAUAGGAAUUUUGAGGCCCAAAGAGCUACCUAAUAGGCCUGCCUAGUGGGAUUUGUAAUUUUAUUAUAUGAUAUGAUAUAUGGCUUGCUAUCAAAGAUCCCCAAUUUGGAAGCCGAAUAGGGCAUAAAAAAAUACCGUAGGGAUUUCUGCACACUUGGUGGACUCUUUCCCCAAGUGUUUUGUAAAUUAAAAGGAGGAGGACGGGAAGGGGAGGAAAGAAAGGGUCCCUGCAUUGCAGGUGGUCCAUUCCAGCUCUACAAAUCUAUGAUGCUUAAGUGACCUGCUUAGGCUGCUAACUUCUCCUGGUCUCCACAAGGUGAGUAGAGUGCCAAUGGGAUGUACAGUGGUACCUCGGGUUACAUACACUUCAUGUUACAUACGCUUCAGGUUACAGACUCCGCUAACCCAGAAAUAGUACCUCAGGUUAAGAACUUUGCUUCAGGAUGAGAACAGAAGUCAUGCUCUGGCGGCGCGGCGGCAGUGGUGCUUCAGGUUAAGAACAGUUUCAGUUUAAGAACGGACCUCCAGAACAAAUUAAGUACUUAACCCAAGGUACCACUGUAUAUCACAGGGUUUAAAACCUCCUCCUCUCUACUUUCUUACACUCCAGAAACUUCCACCCCACUCCACUGGGCUGGGGAAAGUAUUCUGAAGAAUGUUGUGGGAAAGGGGUCUUUUUCUUUUCUUCCUUCUCACCGGCCUGUUCCAAGACCUGAAUAUCAUUCAUUGCAAGGCUCCCUUUCCAGGUGGUCUGAGUCCUUGAACAGAAGCACUCCUGUUACGGGCUGGGUGUUAUUCCCUUGAAGUCACUGCAGCUAGAUUGUGCACAUCUCCUAUGUUUUUGUCCUUAUUUUAUUAUUAUUAUUGGGAAAAGUUGAGUCUUAAAAAAAGCUGCUCUUUCGCUUCUGCUUGGAAAGGAAAGACUGUCAUGCCAUUAUAUAUACCUCACUUGUUUUCAGAAGCCUGCUCUUUCUUCUUGCUCAACUUUGUGUCUCUGUUUCUCUGAAAGAAGUCGCUGAGACAGGAAGGCAGAUAAGGGUCUGCUCUGAUAAGAGAGCACAUUGUCCCAUGGCAGGAGGCACUCAGUGAAGUUUAGUUAGAUGUAAAAAUGGGGGCAAUGGCUUGUUUUAGUGGAAACUGCUAAAUCAUAGUAGAAUUAAUAACUAGUAUAGCUAGGCAUCUGAGUCUGACUGUAUUACAACUUUAUUACAUUUUUUACCAUACCAUUCCUGUAUAUGGCUAGCAGAUUUGUAUUCGUAAGGCUAAAAGUUGUUCCACAUUAAAUAGAAUACAGGCUUGUGGGGUCUUCGUGAAACCUUUUCCUGUUGCAGACUAAAGUCCUCUGUGAUUUCCUGCUUUUUCUCCCAAUUUCUCAGAUUUUAUUUUUUGUGCCUGCAAUUUAUGCUGGGUAUAUUAAUCAACCAAAACUUUAGUUGAUUCAUCAGUCAGAGCCAAACAUAAUCAGUAGGGCCAAUCCACUGAGGAACACGUUCAUAUUUUGUGAGUCUUCUUUUGCUACUGGUGUGGAAAAGAAAUUCUAAUAGCUUUUCUAUCUAACAUGGUAGCUUUUGCUUGUUGUUACGACUUUGUUAAGUAGCUUGCAAAGGCAUAUAUUCUGUGGUUUUGGUAAUAUGAAGAGUUGUUUAAAUUUCUUUCAUCUAUUAACCAGUCAUUCAGUGGCAAUUUUCUUUUUGUUAGUGUUGUUGAUUGACAACCCUAUUUCCCUCAUCAUAGACCCUGUUAUUUUUCUCUUCAUUUCCACCCUGUACUAAUUCAAUAACUAUUUGAUACAAAUGUGAAGUUUAAUAUAGUUAACUGUUAAGAUUUGGGUGAAAACAGUGGCAUCGUAGCACGUGCUGAAGACCCAAGUUACAAAGAAAAGGCAAAUGUUUUCUUUUACCCGCUCUGUGCCCUUUUCCAAGAUACCCUGAAGAAUUUUAACCCAAAUCCUAUAUAUGGUGAACUGCUGGGUUUAGGUCAUAGAAUGUGUUUUUUUCUUAAGAAAAAUAUUGAAUUGAAAUGGAAUAGAAUGGUCUGGUGCUAAAAGGACCUUUAAAAACAACACCACCUCUCUUGUGUGAUUUCUGACUCGUUAAAGUUUAUAUAUUAAUCCUCCAGAGACAGUAGUAGUUCUAGUUGUAAGAUUGUGCUUUCUCAACUAACUUGACACUAAUAUCCUUGGGUAGGAUUAGUUGGAAUCCUAACCUGUUUUUCCUCUUUGUCUGAUUUCUAUGGGGCCAUUUCUGGACACCAAAUAGGCAGGGGGGAGUGUGCAGGCACUGCCUUCUCUCAGCUGAGGAGGAAAAAACAUAAUUGUGGUCUAACCUCUGAAGAUACAGCGCAGUUUUAAAAAUAUUUAUUCAUAAAUACAUCCUACUGAUUUCACUGGGACUUAGGGUGCUUCUACACAAGGUGUUUAUUUCAGUUCUGUGUCCACUCAUUUAUAAAAUCGCUGUUCUCCCAUGGUCUUCCGUUUCUUUGGAAUCCCUCCCCCCCCCAAAAAAAGUUUACUUUUUAAAGUUUACUUUCUUUAAGGGGUGGAACAGAAGAAGCACAGUCUCUGCAAGUGUAGAUCGUAGCACCAUUCUUCAUUCUUUGCAGAAAGAGGUGGUUUCAACAAGUGCAGUGACCCAGAAUUGCAGAGCCUAGGUAGCUCUGGAAGUCGUCAUUCUGGAAGCACUCUUACUUCCUGGCACACCUUCUUGGAAUUGUAGCCAUAGAGUCACAGAAUCAUAGAGUUGGAAGAGACCACAAGGGCCAUCGAGUCCAACCCCCUGCCAAGCAGGAAACACCAUCAGAGCACUCCUGACAUGUGGUUGUCAAGCCUCUGCUUAAAGACCUCCAAAGAAGGAGACUCCACCACACUCCUUGGCAGCAAAUUCCACUGUCGAACAGCUCUUACUGUCAGGAAGUUCUUCCUAAUGUUUAGGUGGAAUCUUCUUUCUUGUAGCCUUAGAGAUAUAAGAAACCAGAGAUAGUGGAAGCAGAUGUUAGAAGUUUUGAAACUUCAGAAGAGUUUAGGAAGCCCAAAUUAAGUUCUUCCAUCAGCACUUGGGGCACAAGUUUUUAAAAGAAGAAGAAGAAGAAGAGUUUGGAUUUGAUAUCCCGCCUUUCACUCCCUUUAAGGCAGGGGUCUGCAACCUUUAAGACAAAAAGAGCCACUUGGACCCGUUUCCGAAGGAAAAAAAACUGGGCGCCGCAAAACCAUUGAGACGUUUAAAACAAAUAUAUCUCCGGAGCCGGGCGGGAAGGUGACGUCGGGACGGUGCGUGACUAACACACGCACCGCCCCCAUGCGACGUCACAGCCAGUACAGCGCCCGCCACAGUGGGGAGUGUCGGGGUGCACAAUGCGCCUCCUCCCCUCGCUAGUAUCCGCCCCGGAGCUGCGGCAAAGGUGUAAAAGAGCCACAUGCAGCUCCGGAGCCGCGGGUUGCAGACCCCUGCUUUAAGGAGUCUCAAAGCGGCUAACAUUCUCCUUUCCCUUCCUCCCCCACAACAAACACUCUGUGAGGUGAGUGGGGCUGAGAGACUUCAAAGAAGUGUGACUAGCCUAAGGUCACCCAGCAGCUGCAUGUGGAGGAGCAGAGACGCGAACCCGGUUCCCCAGAUUACGAGUCUAUCGCUCUUAACCACUACACCACACUGGCUCUCAAAAAACCAUAAGUGGAACCUCCCAGCACCAUUGGAAGAUAUUUUCUUUAUCCCUGCUUACAUGUGGAAAUGCCGAUUAAGGCGAGUUUUUCAGCAUUCCUCUUCCACAUAGUAUGGGCCAAGCCAUGAAUGGUGAACAGCCUUGAAAUGUGUAGAUGCUGGAUCUCUGCGCUCUAUUCUGCUAUGUCUGGCUUCUUUCCUAGAAGCAGCCUCUGCCACAUAUUUACCAAGAUUGUGUCUCCUUGUGGUUGUCCUGAAUUUUCUUCCCGUGUGUAGCAGAACAUUUACAAUGCUACUAAAUAAGCCUGAUCAGAGCAUUUAAAGGUUUUGUGCAUUUAGAGACCAUCAGCAUUUUUGAUGAGUGUAUAAUUUCUAGAACAAAUUGAAGAAGAAAAGGAAGAGUCUUCUGGCAUCUUAAAGGCUAACCACUUUGCUAUGGAAUAUGUCUUCAUGACUAUUGUCCUCUUCAUCAGAUUUAUGAAGUGUUACCCAGAUUUAAAGAGGGAGAGACUUGCAACCAGACAGAUCAGAAGGAAAUGAAAGGGAUAACUGUGUUAUUAAUGCUGGUCAUUCAUAUUUGUUGAUGAGUCGGACGUGUUGGGUUGGGGGUCUUUCCUGGAGGGUUUUGUUGGCAGGGGGUCGUUGCUGUUGGCUGUUUUGUAUCUUUAUUUUAGAUCUUGUGAUGAUUUAUGCAGAAAUGGUUGAGUUGGGUUGUGUAUUUUUUUAACGUUUAUUUCUUGCUAAUGACUGCUUUUGUUAUGUUGCAGUUAUGUGUUUUUUCUCUCCAUUCUGUAAGCCGCCUUGAACAUGGAACUGUGGAAAGACAGCAUAGAAAUAAAAUUAUGUUUUUGUGUUGGCAUUGGUAGGCCACUUAAUACUUGGGAGUGUAAUUAAAAACAUAUAUAGUGCCAGUUCAGUCCACAUGUGAUGGCACUGAACCUCUUGAUGUAUUGUAAUCCAGCAAUUUCACGAUGCGUUUUGAAGUUUCUUGGUUUCCAAUGUGGUCAACUUAAGAUCACAGUGUCCUGGGAGGCUGAAAUAACCUCCCACUGGUUUCUCAAUAUUUCCAUUUUUCAUGCUGGAUUUGUGUCCAUCUGUUCUUUUGCGUAGAGACUUGUCUGCUUGUCCAAUGUGUAAUGCAAAAGGUGCUCUCAGCAGGUGAUUGUAUAUUUCACACUGGAAUAUUCACAGGCAAAUGGACUCCUGAUGAUGUGGACGACAUGAUUAGGUCCUGUAAUAAAUAAUGUUGCCUAAGUAGACUUGGUGUAGGGCUGGCAUCUGUGUCGACCAAAUUGUGUUGUAGUCAACUAAACUACAGCAAAAUAACACAGCAUUAGGACAGCAUAAAACCUAAGGGAGCGUAUUUUUUUUCUGCAAAGAGACACACCCCACUCUAACAAGCCGUAAAACCAAAAGCUGUUGCAAAAAGGUUCUUCAACAUCUGCAGAUAUUGUAUAGACAAGGAGGGAGAAAGCCCUCUAACCUCUCAGGGCAGGGAGUUGCAGAUACAGGGGGCUACCACGGAAAAGGCCCUGUUUUGUGUUGUGCUGCUAGAAGGCAGCAGCCCCCAUAAAGUCCCCCCUCUACAGAUCUUAAAGGAUGGGUAGAUGCAUUUGGGAGAAAGCAAGACUUUCAGGUAGCUUGGAGCCAAGCUGAUCCAUGCAGGAAGAAACAAAUAGAGUCUUGAUGAGGCAAAAUAGGGGGGAUUAUUGAGUUGUCUUUGUCUCAGUUGUGUAUUUUGUGUUUUGUAUAUUGUCGUUUUAUGUUGUGUACCACCCUGAGAACUAUGGGUAUAGGAUGUUAUAUAAAUAGCAACAACAACAUGAAAAUAUGUCUGGAGCAUUUUAACAGUGCAAUCCUAAACCGGACUCCUCAGGAGUAAAUUCCAUUUGAGUCCAACUCUCCAUUGAAAUUAAUGAGACAUAACACAUCUUGUUGAAAUCUGUGCUGUUGAAAUCAAUAGGAUCAAGAGUCAGAGCAUGCCCCAAAGUACUUAACUUUGCCUGGGUCGUGUCCUGACUCCGUCGGAAGAUUAAUCUUUUUUAAAUCAAGUGCAUAAAUUAUAUUUCCCUUAUCCAGGUUCCUUGGCACACGCUUGUGCUCUCUCUUUUCUAGUAGGUUACAGUUCCAGGAAGUGCCUUAGAAGUUUGCUUGGACUUUUAACUGUGCACCUGUCCUUAUUUGCAUGGAGAAAUCAAUUGCUUCACUAGCCUCACCGAAGGACAGGGUGUGAGCGAAAAUUUUAUCAAAGUGUGUCCUGUUUGGACAAGUCGAGUUGCCUUGGCAAAGGUCCAGAGGGUGGAGCAGCUGGGAGGAGGCUGGAAAAUAAAACUGUGUGGCUUGUUAACACACACACACACACACACACACACGAAUGUUUGCUUACCGCAUCAUUGCUAGUUAUGUAGUUUCAUAUUACAUAUAGCCUACAUACUUCUACCUAUAUAAAAUAUUUAAAGCAAAAUUAGCUCGUCCAAUUUGUAGAAAUUAAGCACCUCCUCUGAAGUGGUGGCCUAGAUAGUUAAAGGUGGUUGUUGUGGCCGCUUUUUCUUCCCACAAUUAAAAUAUAUAUAUAGUAGCUUGCAAAAUAUGCCAUAUAUGAAUUCUGCAAAUUGACACAUUACAACUGGACGCUAUACUCAGAAUAUCCUUAAUGUAGUUCCUUAAUUUAUCUUCUUUCUGACUUGUUCCUCCUCUUUGGUUCCUCUUCUUUGGUGGAACAGUGGUAAAACUCCACUGUUUUACCAGAUAACUAUCCCUAAAAUAUUCAACAUUUUUGUCCUCCUUGGUACAGUUCAGUUAUUUAUAUAGUUCCCUUGUUCAGUUACUUAGAUCUCAUUUUAAAAAAAAAUACUUUUUGUGAAUUGGGGCAUUUUAUCAGUACUGUUGUCAAUAACAAUACAUCUCUCAUUCUUCAGUCUCCCAUGUUCCUACAGUUUUUUGUCUCAAUAGCUGCUGUAUUUGCUUUCGAAGUUCAUGGAAGGUUCCAUCUAGUACCUCAAUAGGAAGUAGAUUCUAGACCUCAGAUGGUGGUUCUGGUAAAUAUGGGAUUGGAAAGGGAAGAGUUGUAAGAUUUACUCCUUACCUCUGUCUUGGAAAGACAAUUAUGAGCACUGAUAGCUGGCUUGAAACCACCAAAUAAGCGUUUAGGAAUGUUUUUCCACGUCGGCCAUAAUGAGUUAGAGCUCUUAAUAUUUCUGACGUAUGCAAGGAAUCUACUUGGCCUGGCCUGAACCAAACAUUUUCUGCUUACCAUUGGUGAAAAACACAACCCAUGUAAGAAUCUCAUGUUUUGCCAAUAGCCUCCACAUGAUUCCUACCAAAACUUGGAGAAAUGUGUGAAUUGGCGUUCCAUGGGUAUAAAUAAUCACUGCUAAGACCCCUUUUUUGUAUCAGCCAGCCCUAAGUCUGUAGAAUGCACUGCAUUACUAAAAGCAGAAACUGAAACUGAAGAAAAGUCGCAGUCCUCCUCCUUGUAUAGCUCAGGUGGUUAAACUUUUCAACAGACGACGGAAGUGCAAAAGUUCAAGCCACUCUUAGAGGCUGAAACUUCACAAGUCUGUUCAUCAAAGAAUUUCAUCUACCUAGCAAAACCGUAAGCUAUAGGCAAGGGUUAUAUUUAAAGCACUAUCAUUGUGGGUGAGCGGAUAUGACUUGAUGGAGCAUGACUUUUUUCUUACACAGGGAGGGGAGAAUUAGUGACACAGCACAUGCGUUGCAUGUUUUAAGGUCCUAGCAUCUGGUACCUUAAGGGAAAAGCGUUUGGGGUUAGAGCACCGGGGAAAUCCUCUGCUUGAGAUCUUGAGUCAGGAUCUGCAGUACUAUAAAUAAUUGUGUCUUGAUCCUUAGGCUGAAUCCAUUGCUCUGCAUAUUGUCUAGGACAGGGUUGGCUCAGUAAGCUGGGGCUGCAGCAAAAAAAAAUAUUGUGAAUUACAAUGCUGCAGAUGGCACUGCGUUUAAUCAGUUUUGCCUGUAAUUUUUCAUAAGACGUCAUGUGCUCCAUAGUUGCAACCUUAAAUUGCUUGAUCAGGCAAAACUUAAAGGUGAUAAUGAAAUUUCUGCAUUCAUGUCCGCCUAACCUGAAAUUGGCCAUGGAUAGCACAAUGCCUGUCCUAAGUGAGCUCUCAUUCCAAAUGAACGUGAAAGAUAAUAAUAGGUUUUCCUUUCAAGGCAAUUGGCAAACCUGUCUCAGUGUACACCAGAAAAUUUUACCGCCUCCCUUUGUCUACCAGCUCCUGCCAAAGGGUCCUUGGAAGAGGAGUUUAGGAAUAAUCUGAUUGAAAUUAAUUGCUUUUGUGUUAUCCUCUUUAUUCUUGUUUUGUUUUAUUUUAUAUAUUUGUAAUGCCACCCUAUACCCACAGGUCUCAGGGCAGUUACAACAUAAAAUCACAGUAUAAGAACACAAAAUAUCUUGUGGCAUUUUAUGUUAUAAUUGUUCUCUCUUCCUUAGGUGGUGGUUUGGGGUUUUUUUAAAACCCAAAGCAGUUAUGGGAUUGACUCAGUGUUUUACCAGUGUUCACUAUGUUCUGGUUUCCAGAGGUGUUGUGUGAUUCACCAUUUGUAUCGUUUCCUUUGGAACCUCUGUCUACCUUGAAAAGGCUCCCUUUGAUUCAUUGGGCAAAAUACAGAGAGAAUUUCAAAAAACGACUUGUUGAAUUCUAUGCUUGCAGUGAAAUCUACCGCAAUACACAAUGGAUUAUUCUUUGUUGCAUAUUUUUAGCGCCACCUAUGGAUGCAAACAAACAGUGUCGCGCUUAAGAACUUGCAUAUUAUUUAGGACAGGAUUAAGUAAGGUAUUGAGUGUAUUGUUCAGCACUUGAGGCCGAACCACCUGCAACAUUAUGCAGAUGGGGGGGGGUUAUAUGUAAUGUUCAUAUGAGUUUAAAGAUAACCUUUUGACAUUUCAAAAAAUUGUUUCCUUAGUGCUUAUUCACACGAUUCUGCAAGACUUAAGUCUGGCAAUGUGCUUUUUCUAAAAAAUAAAAAUUUAAGAUGGCAAACUUUAUUUAGAUGCUAACAAAAGCUUAUGGGGCACAAAAAAUAUCCUGAAUGGGGGGGCUAUAGAUCCCAUGCAUGGCUGACAUAACUCAAUCUCCGCCACUGCAAUUUGGGAAUAAUAAUGAUAUAUCUUAUUUGCACUGGAAGGGUAAUUUAAAAAAUGCAGUGGAAGGGUAAUUUAAAAAAUGUUUACAAACCAUAGAAAGUAAAUUAGUUUGUGAUCUAAACUCAGGCCCUAUCUUUGCUGCUGUAUUUUAUUUUUGGUGGAUGUACUGCUCUCCAAUUGCAUCUACACUAAAAUCCUGGCUAUCUGACCUUUUUUUUCUAUGGGACAGCAAUCACCAAAGAAAAGACUUAAAAGAAGUUCCUUCUCUAGGCAGCAGUUGUGUCGCUGUUAAGCUGCCACCUCUCAUGCUUUACUGAACUGUCUUAAUGGCCCUAUCUAUUUAACACAGGGGCAGAUUUUGGCCAGUUUCCACUGGGUGCCAACACUAGAGGGCAUUGCAGGACUUUGCAACUAUAACUGAAAGGUGGGGAGGCAUCCAAUUUUGGCCUUGCACAGGGCGCCACUGAAAUUUUAAAGACCAAAGUCCGCCACUGAUUUAACAAGUCACAUGUUGAGUAUAAAAAUGCAUAGCAAGUCUGCUACUUCUCGUGUCUUUGAAAUAAGUGGCCAUACUGUCUGCCCUCUUUAAAUAUUUCAUUGGUCCAAUACGUAAAAAAAUUCUGCUCCAUCCAUAACAUUAUUUCUUUAACUCCUGUUGUUUUAAUGCUUUUCCUGUUGACUCUUGGAAAGUUUGGCAACUGUUGAUGAUAUUUAAUACAAGCAAUUUUAUUUUUAUAAUUAGCUUGAGAUGGGCGACGUAUAAUAUUAAGAGCAGGUUUCCCCCUGUUGAGGGCAGUGUUAGGCUCUUUACAGUUGCUACGAGCACAAUUACUGAGUUCUACUUAAUAAAAGCUUUCCUUUUGAGAAAUAAUUUUGCCAUCAAUUCUGAAGCUUGAUUUAGCUCUCGUUUUGCUGAUCCUUUCCUAAUUAGUUCCCGCUAUUGUAACAUGAGAGGGAAUUUCUUCCUUUCCAGAAAUAACGGUCACUGUAUUCUAUCGGAAUACAACUGUUUUGCGUGCUCUGAGCUACAGGAAUGUGAAUUGGAAAUGAUACAGAAUUCGUAAGAUUUGUUACCCAGAGCUUAGGCAAUGCCAACUGGGACUUGUUAUUUGAGGGCCCGUCCUAACAAUUAAAGGGGAAUUAACAUUGGUUUUGGGGAGCAGGGAGGAUUACUAGUACUUACCUUUAAUCGUAAAAUUUGGUGUGUAUCCCUCAGUUCUAUUCUGGAAUACUGAGAUUGUCCCACAGGAAUCAAGUGAAACUGUCUUGUUUACAUCUUACAGCCUGUAUCUCAUGCCAAAUAGUUAAAUGAUUUCAGCUUUGACUCCUUUGAGCUAUGUCAGUUAUUGCUUCCGUGGUACAUUUCAGUCAUCCUUACAAAGCACUGUUCAUGCCCAUUUUACCUUUGGAAAUUGAGGCCCAGAGCUCUCCCAGUGAGUUCACAGCUCAUGCAGAGCCUAGAAUCGAAGUUCCAACAGGAGGUCUUAUCAUCUAACCCCUGGUUUAAACUGCCUCUUAGGUGGUAUUAGAAAUCAGUUCCAGACUUUAGGAUAAAUGUCGACAGAUGCAAAGGCUUUCCAGCUGACAUAACAGCAUGUGAAGGAACUGUACAGGAUUUCCCCCAUAAACAAGGUGUGUUACUUUAAGACCUCAUUGCGGACACCGAACAUGUGAGCAGGACAUCUGUGUGAUUAAUGCAUUCUCUUCUGUGGAGGAAAGAGAACCAAGAGUGUUUGGUUAUUUGUAGCUGCUGCUUGUGCUAAUUAUUCUGAAUUAAAUCUGGAUAAAAACAUCAAAGUAGUUCAACAUCUGGCAGUGGGGUUCAUAUAAGCCAUGGGUAGGCAAACUAAGGCCUGGGGGCCAGAUCCGGCCCAAUCGCCUUCUAAAACUGGCCUGCAGACAGUCUGGGAAUCAGUGUGUUUCUACAUGAGUAGAAUGUGUCCUUGUAUUUAAAAUGCAUCUCUGGGUUAUUUGUGGGGCGCAGGAAUUCGUUCUUUUUCCCCCCUUCAAAAUAUAGUCCGGUCCCCCACAAGUUCUGAGGGACAGUGGACCAGCCCCCUGCUGAAAAAGUUUGCUGACCCCUUAUAAUAGGACUCUUAUUUUUUCUAGCAGCUUUUAAAAAAUAAAACAAGUUUUUGUAUUUGUAGGGCUUGACAACAUAUUUCCUAUUGUAACAUAGACGUGGGUUUUUUUUUAAGAGGUAGAUAUUUGCUUUUAAGCCAAAAAGUAGUACUCCUGAUAGCAUAAAUGCAAAGGGAUUUCCUGAAGUUUUGAGACAGUAUCGCACAACUUCAUACAUUGUGUUGCCCUAAGAGUUUCUGAGGAUAAGCUGCGAAGUUCCUCGUGACAAACUUACUAGGUGGUCUUAGGCAUGCCAUUAUUAGCUUCUUGCGGGCACCCGCAAUGGCUACAUGGAGAUGAGAAUGCAAUUUUAAAAGUAUAGAGCAGGCAUAGGCAACCUUUGGCCCUCCAGAUGUUUUGGCCUACAACUCCCAUGAUCCCUAGCUAACAGGACCAGUGGUCAGGGAUGAUGGGAAUUGUAGUACAAAACAUCUGGAGGGCCAAAGGUUGCCUAUGCCUGGUAUAGAGCUAUUCUAAGGAUUAUGGAGAUAAUACGGUGUUUUGCAUGCGUUACUUGCAUGCAGGCCUUGCCCAAGCACAGUUGAGAGGGGACUCACACUUCUACCCCUGCUCCCAAUGUUGGGUUGUUUUCUCCAAUAGCAAUAAGCUGUGCCCAUUUGUUUGCAUGCCGUACAUGCAAUUAACUCCUAUGCACAGUAAUGUAAAAUAUGUUCACUUAAGAGCUGGGUAUUCUACAGGUUUCUCGUGCUUUGUUUUUUCUCAAAACCCUCUCUUGCUUUCCCCCCUCGUGUUUCUAGAGUCCUGCACAACAAUAUAAGUAAAGCUGACUAAGAAGAUGCUAAUGUUUGACCCUGUCCCCAUCAAACAAGAAGCAAUGGAACCCGUUCCAGUGGUUAGUAUUUAAACAUUUUUUAAACGUUUCUGUUGUCAUGGGUUAUAUUCUAGUCAUGCUGUGCUGAAACCUACCCCCUGCCCCCAAUUUCACAAGUCGUUUCUUUCCUUGCAAACAAGGCUCCUAUUUUGUUUUGGUUUUUUACUCCUUCAUAACCAGGGGCCAUUUGAAUUUCUUCAGAAUUUUGGUGGGCGUUCAGCUUUAAUCAUCACAAGGUGGGCAGGAGUUGUAUGUGCAUUUCUUUCCAUUAAACCGCGCUCUGCAUCCUUCUUAGCUGUCGGCACCUCCUGCGGCAGUAGUUACCUCACAGCAUGCUCCCCUGAACUUUAAUUGAAUUGCAGAGUUAGGUUGUGAGGGCCUGUGAUCCAUGUGCUUUCUGAUUUUCUAUUUAAGAAAGAAGGACCUUCCUUUUAGCUUGACAGAAUCUUUCUGCACCAGAUUCUUUCAAAGUGAAAAAGACCACACACACACACACACACACACACACACACACACAUGAACAGGUGUCAGGUGCAUAGUAGGCUGCUUCCUACUUCUUACAGGAAAGCACACCUGAACCUAUGGGGAAGCUUUUUGGAAAUGCGGGCAUCCAGGAAAGUUGCAGAGUGCAAAAUCUCCAGAAGGAUCAUUUGUACAGGAGAAGAAAUGACACUUCCACAAACACCCCUGAGCUGCUUUUGAAGUAAAGUAAGCGCUGUGGGUUAAACCACAGAGCCUAGGACUUGCCGAUCAGAAGGACGGCGGUUCGAAUCCCCGCAAUGGGGCGAGCUACCGUUACUCGGUCCCUGCUCCUGCAAACCUAGCAGUUUGAAAGCACGUCAAAGUGCAAGUAGAUAAAUAGGUACCGCUCCGGCAGGAAGGUAAACGGCGUUUCCGUGCGCUGCUCUGGUUCGCCAGAAGUGGCUUAGUCAUGCUGGCCACAUGACCCGGAAGCUGUACACUGGCUCCCUCGGCCAAUAUAGUGAGAUGAGCGCCGCAACCCCAGAGUCGGCCACAACUGGACCUAAUGGUCAGGGGUCCCUUUACCUUUAAGCACAAAAAUAAAUCACUGCGCACCACCCAUGAGAGCCACUGACUAAUUAGGAUAGCCUCCUUUUCCCUGACCAAGGUGCUGUGUAUUUAACAGGCAAGAAUUCAGCAGGUUCAGUUUUCCUGCCUGGCGAUGCAGUGGUGCUGAACAUCAGCUGUUAAGGGCACGGGGGGGGGGGGGGGGCUCUGCAAGUGAAAAGUGGUGACUCGACAUUUAACAAGACCUGAGUCUUUUUAAGUCUUUCUCUUUCUGCGUUUGGUCCUGUUAGCCUUACUUGCAUUUCCCAUGUUUUCUCUUGCUGUUGAUGUUUGAGAUUUUCUGCCUGAGCUACACAGAGGUUGUAGGAGAGAAGGGAGCACCUUGGCAGUGUUCAAGGAAAUGAGCUUACGGUCUAGGAUGUUCUAGGGUGAGUCUGGUGCCAUAAGCCUGUUUGCUUUGUUUGCCUCUGUGUACUUGGAAAAUAGUCGCAAAGGGGAAAAUUUGAAUAGAGGAUUGUAUGUGAAGGCUUGCUGGUAAUGAGAAGCUUAUACAAUUAGAUCAUCUUUGUGUGUUUGGCUGCUGAUAUUCCUGCCAGCGGUUAUACAAGAUGUAAGGGUCACUUUGAAAUAAAGUUGUCAUGGAUAUUUGUAAUGUUUGUUAGAAAGUAUCCAAUAACAGUGUUCAGCUUUUGGUUCAAUUUUAAUUUUAAGAAACACUCUGCUUGUGGGGGACAUUUCCGAUAAAUGCUUCUUUACCUGGAUAUAUUUUAAUAAAUGCUUUCAUAAAGGAAGUUUUAAAACUUCUCCUUUAGUUAUCGCUGUUUUGGUCAAGAAAACUUAAGAACUGCCCUUUGGGAAAUGGAUGCAAUUGCCCUCCUAAGUAAUUAGUGUGGUUGAUUAUAGACCAAAGUACUUAUUGGUUGCUGUUCCAAAAGAUAACUGCUAUGUUUUCCUCAAAGUAGCUGUAGGCUUAUUUCUGCAGAGAGGCUGGAAGUAAUUUGCUAGAAAUAAGCGGGAAUCCAUCGGCAGAUAAUUAAAGGCUACCUCUGGCAUAACAUGUACACGAGGUUUAAUGCUACAACAAUGUAAUAACGUGUGCAUUACAUUGCAUGUUAGCAAGUGCAUCCUUGUCUUGUCAGCCCAUUUGUAGCAUCCUUAAAUUAAGUAGCCGGUGUUUUUUUUAAAGGGAUUUGCAGCCAAAUUGAUACAGAGUUUGAAAUUUCGGUGAUGUUUAGAGCAGCUCAGAGUCCAUGUGAUGUUGACUGCACUUUGUGACUUCUGGCCAAAAAAGUCACAAAAAGAGGGAUAAGCUUGCUUUGCAUCACUAGUGUACUGGUUUGUAAAUAAUGAUGGAUGAAGACCAAAGAGAGCAGUGGUAUUAACAGGGAAAGUUGGUCUUCUUCAAAGACUUCAUUGUAACACUCCCAUCUGUAGCUGAUAGCAUCAGUACCAGGGUGUAUCUCUAAAUUGGUCUUGGAUGUUAAGCGGAUUGCAGCAGUGAGGAUUUGGUGUGUGUGUGUGUGUGUGUGUGUGUGUGUGUGUGGUAGAGAGAGAAUGUGUUUGAGUGAGAAGAGGAAGUAAGAAGAGGUGAUGACUUUGUGAGGACAGGCUUCAGAUAUAAACAGGAGAGGGGUGUGUGUGUGUGUGUGUGUGUUAAGUUCAUGGUCGAAGUAGUGUAAAUGCAUUCAUACUGCUAGGAUAGCUCAGUCAGUAGAGCAUGCGACUCUGAAUCUCAGGAUUGUGGGUUCAAGCCCUACAUUGGGCUAAAGAUUCCUGCAUUGCAUGCGGUUUGGACCCUCAUGGACCCUUCUAGCUCCACAAUUCUAUGCUCCUGUGAUCUAUGGUUUUAUGAGUGACAAAUUUAUUUAUUUCAUUUCUGGAUGGCUUCUUAAACCAAACCUUGGCUUAGUGUGGCACGGCAGCAAAAGGGAUCAGGGAGGAACAGAGUGGGUGUAAAACCAGAAGCCUAUGCACUCAUGCCAGCAAAGUUUGACUUGGUGUGUUGGGAGAAACCAGACCAGUGUAGCUCCUGCAGUCCCCUUAAGCUUUGGAAGUGGGGGAAGGAAGAGAAUUUAAGGCGGCAAAGCGUGUGGUGUGUGGAAAGAAGUUCAAUAUUCUGCCUUUGGAAGGUGGAGUAAAACUACCCUCAUUUCCUCUUGCAAAUCUUACGAUUCUAAUCGAGAGCAUUGCGUUUGCUGCAGUAUUUGGCAAAAUUGUCACGCGGCCCAACAUUUUCUCCCGCUUAAAACUUGACGUUUUUGCACAAAGACAUGCUGGUGAGAGUGGAGCGCCACCAGUGUAUAUAACACAGUUUUUAGCACCAGGAAAAAGAAACGAAGUUGAGUUUUAGCAACGCCUUAAGGGUGCGGUUUUAAAAGGUUUACCACAAUCGCAUAAUGGCGGGACACACCCACAGCAUUUUGUCAUCUCUCUGGUGGACCAGGCAGUUUGGGAAUGGUGUUACUACAUACACACAUGAGUGAUAACUAUAUAGUAGAUAUGUAAUUACAGAGUCUCCUGAGCUCCACCCUGUUGUGACUACAUGUGAUGUGAAAUAGUUAAUGUGGUACUUGUUACCUUGGAGUAAACAGUGCCACUGAAGUUUCCAGAAAAGCACUUUGCUACACAAAUUAGCAGCAGAUGCUUUUGCUAUUAGAGUGUCCACUUUUGAGGCCUACAUUUGGUUUAAAGGAAGUUAGGGUACACUUGCUUUUUAAGUAAGUCGAAUACACAAAUCUCCCGCAGAAGAACAGGACUUACUGUCCAUUGAAGAAGACCUGCAUAAAUCUUCCUUUUGAGAGGAGAUUUGACGUGAGUUCUUAGUGAUGGUGAUUAUUAAUCACCACCCACUGUAUGCUACGUAGCAAGUUCUGUCAGAUUAACAGCUAAGUUGCCUCUUUACGAGAGCAUUCAUAUCUGGGCGGAGAUCACAAAAUGUGACUUGUUUAGCUGGACUUUGUCCUAGGUGUGGACGAGUGGAGAAGAAAUACGUCAACUCCCUGGUUAUUUGGAUUAUAUUGCUUUCCAACUUAUGCAUAUUUGAAAAGCAAUCUUGGUCAGGAUAGACCUGGAAAAAUCCCUGACACAUGACUGAUGUCUCAAAAUUGGAUGACACAUAUUAGACAGCCUUCAUCAAGAACAUUCUUGCCGGUAUUUCUGUAUCCUCAUGGAGCUUGCAUAUAGAAGUAGGAUUCAGAGAGAGAGAGACAAAGCACCCUGAAUAAUUGUUUGCUGUGCCAGAGAACAUUAAGUGACAUAUUUGAAUAGUCUUUCCCUUGAAGCGCUGCUCCUUUUAGCCAGAUACCCUUCUUCUCUUAUUAUAGAAAAGCUACUUGAAAAGUUGCAGAUGGCUAUAAACUGAGCACUUCGUGCUCCUUAUAGCCCAGGGUCUCCAAAUUAGAGAAUUGCUACUCAACAUCUAAUGGUGUUGCCUUGCAAUGUGUAUGUGGCCAUAUAACUUAAGCAGUAUUACACUUAUUUCAUCACUCAAUGGCUUGCAUGCCUAAAUUGAGCAUGUAUGCUGUCUCUUUGUGAUCUAUCUGAAAAACAGAGCACCCAAUUCUGAAGUUCAUCACAUCCAUUUUUUAUUUUUUUUAUUUUUUUGCUUAUCAAAAUCCAGGAGCUGGCAUUUAUUGGAAACAGUAUACUAGGCCACAGCAGCUGGUCUAAACAAGCAUCUUAUCUGUGAUAAAAAUAGCUUUUGUGUUCAGCAGUAGUUUGUUAACUACUUCAUACCUGUAGGUUGUUUUUGAAUAUUAAUUAAUCCAGUUUAUUUAUUUAUUUUGCUUGAUUUAUUUAUUUUGCUUGGUUUGAAUGAUCAAAUCCAGACUUAACCAGCUGUGCAGUUCUGUGUAGCUGCAAUGCAGCCUCUGUGCUGGUAGGGAGGCAAGCCAUGGUAAACCACAGCAAACUGAAAACAUGGUUAAUGGUUUCCAAAUCAGCCAAACUGUUAACCAUAGUUUCUGGUUCAGAUUCAUGCAGCAGGACACCUGGUUUGAUAGUAGCUUCCUGACAUCUUUUCCUGCUCACAUGAAGGGAGCAAAGGAGCGCUGCGUGGGGAUCAGUUUGUGGAGGUUAUACAUAGCUUGGCUAAUUAAGCCAGAAGUUAAUUAACUGAAUACAGCCAUUGUUUCCACAUACUAUUAGGAUAACUCGGGACUCUGCCUGGUAGGCUUAAGACGCAGUAUGCCAUGUAAUCGCUGUGAUCAUGCUGUUUCUAACUACGCUGUAUUAAAUGUAAAGCUUUCAAGUAAUAUAGCACAGCCAGAAAGAUAGUCUUCAUGCAGUGACUGGGUCAUACUUUUUUUUUUUUUUUUUGGCUCACUUGCUUUUAUUUAUUUUAUAAAUAUAAAGUUGCAGAAUAAACUCAAUUUAUUGAUAAUAAAUUAUUAGAAACCCCCCCACCAUUUCUUCUAAUAUGAAAACAUGCAAUCAGCCAAUUUAGCUUCACUGUUUUCCUGUCACAACGCAAACAACUUUAGAAUCUUCCAUGCAGCCAUUCAGACAACAUGAAAAUAUUAGGUACAACUCUGGACUGAGUGUGUGUGUGUGUGUGUGUGUGUGUGUAAAUAUACCAUAGGCAAAGCAUCAUUAACAUCCCGACAUACAGACAUGAACGUGCAAUCGCACACACACACACACACACACACACACACUUGUCCUAUAAACUCUACUAGUAAAGGUAAAUUGGUAAAACACCUUAAACUAUGUAUAGAAAGUUUACAGAUGCACCGUUACCCCUUGCAUUUCAUGACUUUUUGGCCCCACUAUGUUUAUAUAUAUAUAUAUAUAUUCCCUUUGUAUUCUGUUUUGCCUGCUACAUGCCUGGCAGGAGUUUAUGCUGCAAUGAAUAUGUUAGACUUCAAAUGGUCACAAAGUGAUGCUGUUGAGAGUAGCUUUCAGAUCGUGUGUGAAUAUUAUGUUGUUAGACAGAUGUCACUUGUUAACUUAAGUUUGUCCAUAGUGACAUGGUUUUGUUUGGUUAUUGCCUAAUGCCCAUUAAAGGGUUACAAAUUAUUUGUGUGGGGGUUUUCUUGUUUUAGGUAAUAACUAACCAGAUGUGUCCUAUCGCACUUCUCCUGUUUUUGCACUCUAGCUUUCCUUAUUUGCUAUGAUGUUCAUGAUCUUCUACUGGAAAUGUGCAGCUCAGUAGAAAUGUAGAAAAGAAGCCCUGUCAAAAUAAAUCAGCUUCUUCAGACUGGCACGAAAACAGCUGACUUGGGUGAAUUCUGUGCUAGCGUAGCUAAACACAAUGAAAAUUCUUUCUGUCAAGCUGAGAAACAGAGAGCAAGUUGAAUCCCUAGCAUAAUUUAAUAAUUUUGUGUUUUUUCUCCCUCAGCAGUUAGGUAUUUCCCACUGGAGUUUGUUUGUUUAAGCAUUCCAUGGUUGCCUUAACAUCUGAAGCAAACAGGACUUUAAAAAUUUAGCUUGCAAGCUACACAUGACCUGCAACCUUUAGAGGGGGGGAAACGUGCUACAUUAUAGCUCAACUAUAGUCCUGUGCUUUGGUUUGUACAUCCCAGACCAUCCUAAAAACGCCUGCCUACGAUACUGAAAUGAAUGGGUUUCUAUCCUACAAGCCACAUGCUUUUUGGUGGGGGCUAAGCACACAUGACUCUCUGCAGUUGUACAGAUUAUUGCAAUCACGUUUAAUGGGAAUAAUAAUAAUAAUAAUAAUAAUAAUAUAUUAUUUAUACCCCGCUCAUCUGGCUAGGCUUCCCCAGGCACUCUGGGGAAUAUCCCAACAGUAUAUUAAAAGCACGAUAAAAGAUCAAACAUUAAAAACUUCCCUAGACAGGGCUGCCUUCAAUGUCUUCUAAAAGUCAGGUGGUUGUUUAUUUCCUUGACAUCUGAUGGGAGGGUGCCACUACCGAAAAGGCCCUCUUCCUGGUUUCCUGUAGCCUCGCUUCUCGCAGUGAGGGAACUGCCAGAAGGCCCUCGGCACUGGACCUCAGUGUCCGGGCAGAACGAUGGGGGUGGAGACGCUCCUUCAGGUAUACUGGGCCGAGGCCAUUUAGGGCUUUAAAGGUCAGCACCAACACUUUGAAUUGUGCUCGGAAACGUGCUAGGAAGUAAGUUGCACUGAUUUCAAGGAAGUCCGCUUAGGAUCAACAACCUCAAUCAAAAUGGACGGAGGGCUGUUUUAAUUAGGGAGAGAAAAUGUGAUCUCUUAAAAGUCCGGUUACCAUCUUUCUAAAAGGCAUUCCUUGACAUGAACGGUUUUGAACUUCAAAAUUGGUGAAAUAAAUUAUUACGGGUGAGGUCCAACAGAGCCACUCUGUUAAUGGGGGGAGAGUUGCAAUCACAGACGGACAGCUUCUGUGAAUGCAGCUGUGCUUACCUGGAUGAAAGCUCCAUCAGUGAAUGGAGCAACAACAUUGUCUCCCAUCCUGUGUUUUUUUAAAACUUCUGUUCCGGUUGCACAUUUGAAAUCCAUUACCUGAUGUUCCAAUCCUAUAGCCAUGAAACAGUGCACUGAGUGUCUUGCAUUGAUGUAACUAAAGGUGUGUCUUCUCACUGGUGGGGCAAGUUCAUCUUGCCAUGUUGCCUGCCAAGGUGUGCUCCCAAUAUGUGCAACCCAAUUUUAAGCACAUAGGGUUGCAGUUACACAGCUGGCUACUGAGGUGCUUUAAAUGCCUUUUGGAUGCUGCGCUUGUCUCCGUUUCUGUCCCAGAUACCACACCCUGCCUCUUUUCAGUUCUCAGCUUCACAACAACUUAUGAUCAUGUAUGGUGAUUUUUUUUGUUUUUGUUUCUGCUAAUAAUGGCAUUCGACUGCUUGAUUAGUUUGCCACACUUGUUAUAGCACUGCAAAUGUUUGCUUUUGCAGUAGUUUAUAGUACCAGGUCACAAGACGCUGGAUUUCAGAAAUAUUAAUAUUAUUAUUAAAUUUAUGUGCCGCCCUUGCUUCCAAUGAAGUCUUAAGUAGCAAACUUUUUUUAAAAAAUAAUAACAACAAUUUAAACAUUCUGAAAUCAUUUCAGAACACUCAGAUACCCUCACAGUUGCUAAUUUAAAGUUUGUCGGGAACAGUAUAUUUCAGCCAUCAAACAGGAAUAUGUCUGUUUCAUGUGAGUGAAAAGCAUUCCAGGUAUCUUGAACUGCACUUGAUUGCAUGAUUAGACCCACCUCAAUGCAUUUGCCUACCUGUUACCACCACAGCAUUGCAGUUUUUGUUCUGCUAAUGGUAAUCCAAGAGUUUAAUUUGGCCUUAUUGUGGCAAUUUAAUCUUGUGCAAGCCCGACUGCACAAGCAACCCAAGCAGUGGUUUGAAGCAGCACAGAACUGGUGUGCAAUCCAAGAGGUGUGCCCCAGGAUCCCUUGCAAUAUUGCAGGGAGUGCUGGGGUGGACCUCUUGGAUUGCUUUGCUUGGGCCAACCCUGGGAGCUAGAUGCUUGGUGCUGUUUUAAUUAUGAGUGUCUCCCUAGUCAGUAUCCUUGAAUAAUUAUCAUAAUUCCCUUGCUUCAGUGUUCUUUUGGUUGUGACAGGCGUAAGAUUGCAAAUGAAAUAUUCUUGAUGGGGCAGAGGCACUGAAGUGUUGAGUCUGGAAAGAUUAUUGAGCAAAUAGUGCAAGUGGCUCUCGGCAGUGUUUGAAAUUAGCCUGGUACUUUUUGCGCCUGGCUUUUGACUACUUGCAACCAAGCGAGGAAGCCUGGGCACCAGUAUAGUGCCUGACAUCUGCACCAUCUGGGGAUCAUUGGAGUGUUUACAUACAGUAACACCCCCAUGCUGUAGAAUUCUAUCAGUUAUAUUUUUAUCUGCACAAUCGGAAUGGAUUUCUGGAACCAAAUGGCUUUUUCUGUGCAGCCUGAGCAGGAGCAGUCACCAUUAAGAAAAAGAGGUCUGAAUAGGCCAAUAUAUAUGUGGACUGUCCCUGGGAAAAGUGACUUUUCUUCUUUAUCAUCUGAACUAGCUAGAUGUUUAACUGAGAAUCAAUUAAUCAAGGGUGGUUCACAACAAGACCACAACAUGUAAAAUAAAACCAAAAGCAGCAACCCAUCAUUUGAAAAAUAAGACUUUAGAGUUGUCUUGUCCCCAGAUGGAAACUAAACAGUCCAUUUUGGUGACACUGCAACCUUGGUUUAAGGACCCAUUUGACACCUAGAAUAUAUACCUGAGUUUCUAACACUCCUCUCCAGAUGUUGUUGGACUCCAACUCCCAUCAGCCUCAGCCAGCAUGGCCAGUGGUCAUAGGUGAUGGGAGUUGUGGUCCUCUGCAGAUGUUGAAAGGUCUCAAUUAAGUUACUUCCACAGGGAUGUUGUGGUUUCAUGUAACAUAUUUACAUGCAGUUAUGCAGUGGAAUACAUUUAUGUUGAAGAAAUUCUGUUACUGCAAACAGUAAAGGUAAAGGGACCCCUGACCAUUAGGUCCAGUCGUGACCGACUCUGGGGUUGCGCACUCAUCUCGCUUUAUAGGCCGAGGGAGCCGGCGUUUGUCCACAGACAGCUUCCGGGUCAUGUGGCCAGCAUGACUAAGCCACUUCUGGCGAACCAGAGCAGCGCACGGAAAUGCUGUUUACCUUCCCGCCAAAGCGGUCCCUAUUUAUCUACUUGCACUUUGACGUGCUUUCAAACUGCUAGGUUGGCAGGAGCAGGGACUGAGCAAUGGGAGCUCACCCCGUCGCGGGGAUUCGAACCGCCGACCUUCUGAUCGGCAAGUCCUAGACUCUGUGGUUUAACCCACAGCGCCACCCGCAAACAGUAGAAUAGAACAAAAAUAAGCAGCAUAGGGGCCAUGUCCAGUUGGCUUUCCUCCCAAGCACAGUAGCCUUCCUCUUCUGCUCUACAACAAAGUGUUGAUGGGCCCAGUGGUUCCAGGAAAACGUGGCAAACCUUUCCCAGGACUGUCCUUGUCUUGUGGUUGAUGUCUUCACAUUAGAAUUAGAAUCUGAGCUGGCUGAGUCCACAACCUGGUAGCCAGGCCUGACUUGACAUAUCCACCAAAAGGUACAGAAUUAAUCCUACCAGAUCAACUUUGAUUACAGAAGAUUCUGAUACAUAAUUAAAAUAUACAGUGGUACCUCGGGUUACAUACGCUUCAGGUUACAUACGCUUCAGGUUACAGACUCCGCUAACCCAGAAAUAGUGCUUCAGGUUAAGAACCUUGCUUCAGGAUGAGAACAGAAAUCGCAGCAGGAGGCCCCAUUAGCUAAAGUGGUGCUUCAGGUUAAGAACAGUUUCAGGUUAAGUACGGACCUCCGGAACGAAUUCAGGUUAAAGUAUCACAGAGAUGAUCCCUUAUUUAACAAAGCAUAUUUUGUGUCCUGGAUUCCAUUUCACCUAUUUCUUCCCCUCUUUUGCCCAGUCGUUCAGCUCCAGUUACAUGGACCAAAUGAACCACAACAAGUACGGUGUCAUUUAUUCGACGCCAAACAUGAUGCCCAGUAAAAUCUACCAGAUUUCGGAAGGGUUUUGCAACGGAGUGCAAGUUGAGCCUGUCGACCUCACAGUGAAGCGGAGCUCGCCUCCUUCAUCAGGAAGUUCUCCUUCUCCUUCGCCCCUGAAAUUCCAGCCCAGGAGAGGCUCACCUGGAUUAAAUCUGCCCUCACCCAGCCCACCAAUGAAGAAACUGCAGCCUUUCACGAUGCCAUUAACUAUUCCUCCGGUAAUGGCAGCUCUUUCUCGCCAUGGACUUCGAAGCCCUGGGAUGCUUCCAGUUAUACAGCCCGUCGUAGUGCAGCCUGUCCCUUUUAUGUAUGCUCCUCCCCUUCAGCAUCCUAUUAUGGUGUCCACGGUCCUUUCAGAAGAGUUGGAAAACCCAAGUAGCAUGCCAGGUAAAGGUUCUGGUUUUGGUGGACUUCCCCAUCCCAUUUUUUAUUUUUUAAAAGAUAAAUUCAAAAGGGACCUGGUGUUCUUCUGCUUAAAGUCAUGCCACAUCUAUCGUGACAUAACUGCUUCUGUUUAUCCUUUUACAAUGGGAUACGGAAGAUAAGUGUUUUCAACUAAGAGCAGGCAAAGUAGAUUCCUACUUCGUGGACCAGGCAUUUAACUCUCUGCAUAAUCUGCGUCACAGUUUUUGUGACAAUAAAGGGGGACGGAAAGGCAGAAACAAGGGAUGCUGUCCUGAUUAGGGCUGGGUGAUAAAUCAAUAUAUCGUCCAAAACUGAAGUCCAUAUCGUGAUACUGGUUUCAUACUGUUUGACCUGGCAAUAUAUUGUGAAUCAUGAUGGAUGUGUGUCUGCUAUGCAAAAAACAGGAUGCGGGGAAAACCGUGAAGCCAGCCAAUGCCUAGCUCCAUCCUUAUUUCAGACAUCGUGAUACAUCGGUAUAUUGUGCUGUUUAGCUGGUGAUAUAUCACGAUGUUGAAAACCAUGUAUCAUCCAGCCCUAGUCCUGACCUCCUUGGAGGAAGCAAGGGCAGUAAAAAAUGCAAUAAGUAACAGUGUUUCGAAUGCAGAACUUACCAACCUACAAAAUAUAUUCAGCAGUUGACUAUCUUCCCAGGAAUAUCUUAUGUUAGUUACACGCGGCAUGGAGAAGAUGGGAAAAUGUGUUUAUUUGCUAUGUUUGUUUUUCUUGUAGUGUCUGUUAUAGAAUCUUACGAGAAGCAAGCCCUAAGGAAAUCUAUUAAGGUGGAACCAGGCAUGGAAUCUCCUAGGAAUGACUACUAUCCUGAACAAAUGUCCCCUCCACUGAUGACCUCAUUGUCGCCUCCUCAAGCAAUGCUUCAAGAGUAAGUACCUAACUGGAGUCUUAUACUACCUCGUUUAAGCACAAUAAUUAAUUGCGUCCUCAUCGUAGAUUGCAUUACCGUGUUGCAUUCUAUGCAGGGCUGCCCUGGAGGCAGCAGCUAGUGCAAAAUGCAGCUGACAAGGCAGAAUAUUGCAUCCUAUUACAUCACUGUUGAAAGAAUUGUGCUAGCUGCCAACUAGCUUCUGAGCUAAGUCCAAGGUGCUAGUUCUGGAGUACACAGCCCUACGCAGUUUGGGGCUCAGAAUACCUAAAAUACAGGGUCGUCUCUUACACCCAACCAAUCGUGUAAAUUGUCUUUUUUGUGCCUAUUAAAGACUUUUUCAACCAGCCUUUUUAAGAAGAGACUUUUAUCACAGUUGGUAUCUGAAUUAAUUUUAAAUUGUUUAAAUUAUCUAUAUAUAUAUACACAUAUUUUUAUAUAUAUGCAGUUGUUUUGCAUAUGGCUUUUUUGCAAUGUGAAAAUGCUUUGUAGGGUAUGUUUCAUAAAUCAGUUGAAUAGCAAUAGAUGAUCUAAAGUGUAGCAUGAUUUAGUUGGGUUUAUAAAGAGAUAACAGCUCAUUCCCUUUCUCAAAGGAGACAGGAUAAGUUUCCCUGGGAAACUUCUUCAGAGACUUUUAAAACAUUGCUAGGAACCUUAAAAGGUGACCUGUAUUACUGAAGUCAGGCUAAUGGACACAGCUAGUCUUGUACCCAGAACAAUUCUUUAUCCCCUCCCUCAGGCCUUCCACACACCCCUUGGCUGAAAAGAAAAGGGGGGUCAACCUUUCACUAUCAGUUGCAAGACAUCUUGCAUUAUUGUAACAGUUGCACUGAUGCAGUAAAAUAUCAAAGAAAUGUGCAGAUGUAACAUCUCAAAACUUCAUUUGUGGGAUCUGUACCUGCUGCAGUUAGAGAUGUUGGAUGUUGUAGAUUGCACUCAGUUUAGUUAUGGUAUUUUUAAUAAAAAAAAUUAAGACACCAUGCGGUCAAAAAGACUUUUAAAAAAUCAAAUUUAAAACAAACCAGGUAAUAGAGCCUGUGGACUCUCUCCCUAGUCCUUUUAUUUUGGCAAUUUGGCUUGGCUCUCUUACUUGAGAUCUGGAGCUAUUUGUUUGGAUGGCUGGCAGAACUUUGGUCUAGAUAGGGUUUGGUUCUUUUUGAAGUCUGUGUGCCCUAGUUUUCCUGUUAGCUCUGCACCAUGGUAAGUUACCAAAAGCACUCUUUAUUGAUUGGGCUUCAUGACGUAGUUACCUCUGAUAUGUUGAUAGCUCUUCUACAUUAUUCCUCCUCAUAUCACCACUUGUACCACAUACAGUUCCUUUUUAAAAAAAAACCCAUCUUGCAGAAAUUGCACAAUCACUUACUGAAGUCCCACUUUUUUUAAAGACAGAAGUUCUAGAUGCAGGAAAUAAGAGAUGGGGCUUUCUGCUUGCUAAUUAGAAAUAAUGAAUGGAUAGCAGUCUUUUCUAUAAACGUGUACGGAUACAGAACUGCACAGCUGUUACUGCCUGCUUUUAAGGGUUAUUCCUAGGCCAAAUGCUCUUAAUGUGCAUAAUGUGCUCUGGAAAGGCCACACGCCUCCAACUGAUGGAAGCCUAAGAGUCGAUUUUUGACAUCCUGUGGGUGUGGCACAUACAGACUAAACUCUACUUUUAGGGAUUGACAUCAGUGGUGAGGAGAGACCGCACCCUUAUGCCAGCCCUAAACAGGAAAUUCUUAAUUGGUCUCUAGGGGAAUUGAGAAUAAAGCCUUUUAAGAAAGAACUGGUGGGUUUAAUAAUGUAAAAAAGCUGUGAGCCAGCUCAUUUUUAAAAUUUCUUUCCUAAGCAGAAGGAAAAUAUGUCAACAAAAGCAAUAGACGUUCACUGGAAGCACUAACUGAGAAUUUGUAAAAUCUAAAUACAGUAUGCUUGUCUGGGAAACAAGAGCCUGAUCUUUAAAAUAAACGAAAAAGCCUAGCAUGCACUGGAGAUUUUUGUUGUUCAUCCCACAGAAUGAAUAAAAACCCCAGCAGGGAAGAGAGCCAAAAUAUUACCACGAAAGACCAUGAAAUUUGCUAAGCUUGCUUGAAUUCUUCCACAUGCAUGUAAUGUUGUUUAGGCUGCCAAAAGACAGAGGGGGUAGUGAAUAAAAGAGCUCUGUGGUGUAACAUUAAGGGCGAUGUAGCUAAGCAGAUUUCAUUGUUGACCUGUGGCUUAACUUCAUGCAGGAAUCACCCUUCAGUUAUCGUUCAGCCUGGCAAGAGGCCUUUACCUGUGGAAUCUCCAGACACGCAAAGGAAGCGCAGAAUACACCGAUGUGACUACGAAGGCUGCAACAAGGUUUACACUAAAAGCUCCCACCUGAAAGCUCACAGAAGAACACAUACAGGUAUGAUGAUGAUGAUAAUAAUAAUAAAAUAAUGAUAAUAGUAGUAGUAAUAAUAAUAAUAAUAAUAAUAAUAAUAAUAAUAAUAAUAAUAACCUAUCCUGCUAGGUUUCCAACAGAUAUAAAAACAUAACAAAACAUUUAAAAAACCUACCCUAUACAGGGCUGCCUUCAGAUGUCUUCUAAAAAGUUGUGUAUCUCCUUGACAUCUGAUGGGAGGGCGCCACCACCAAAAAGACCCUCUGCCCGGUUCACUUCUUGCAGUGAGAGAACCACCAGAAGGCUCUCAGAGCUGGACUUCAGUGUCCCAGCUGAACAAUGUGAGUGCAGACCCUCCAUUUGUAGUAUGCUGUUGGCUUUUAUAGUCCAUAGGAACUGCAAAGGUCAACACAAAUGCACAUGAGCCACUUCUAAUUGUAAUGUAAAGGUUAGGGAUGCUUUGAGUGGCAGGACAGCUGCAUCAGCCCAAGUUGCUGCUAGAACUGCUAUAGCUUGAAUUGAACUGUAGGAAUGCAAAAUGUGAGUGGGGAAUAUAUACAAUUUAAUUUGACUGGAAUGAUUUGCUCUAGCCAUGGGGCCGUAAACAAAGCCAUAAAGCAAAACUGACCGUGGCCCAGCCUACCCAUUAAUUAUUGGCAACAUGCUUGCUGUCAAUAAACGCUGUUCCACCACUGUGGCGCUCCAUAUUUUGUUUUAUUGGCAGUGUGUCAUGUGUCUUGCUCAGGUUAUUGUAUUUUCAUGCCAUGGCAGUGUCACUUGUCCCUUUGGUGCCAGGAAGUCAAUGUGCUGUACAGCCGAUGGCAUUAUCACUUCUUGUAUUUCCUUAGUUUCUGGAGUGGUUCAAAUUAAGGCCACCCUACCACUGUGGCGCUGUGGGUUAAACCACAGAGCCUAGGACUUGCCGAUCAGAAGGUCGGCGGUUUGAAUCCCCGUGACGGGGUGAGCUGCCGUUGCUCGGUCCCUGCUCCUGCCAACCUAGCAGUUCGAAAGCACCCCAAAAAGUGCAAGUAGAUAAAUAGGUACCGCUCUGGCGGGAAGGUAAACGGCGUUUCCGUGCGCUGCUCUGGUUCGCCAGAAGCGGCUUAGUCAUGCUGGCCACAUGACCCGGAAGCUGUACACCGGCUCCCUCGGCCAAUAAAGUGAGAUGAGCGCCACAACCCCAGAGUCAUCCGCGACUGGACCUAAUGGUCAGGGGUCCCUUUACCUUACCACUCUGUAACAUGUCACAUACCAGAAAAUUUCUCAGUCUUGAGACUGAAGCUUCAGAUAUGUAAAAUGUGGAAUACUUGCCUGUAUUUUUAAUUAUUUACACUUCGAUCCAAUGAAUAUUUACUCAGAAGUAAGCCUUGCGGUGCUCAUUGGGGCCUAUCCCCUAGCAGGUGUUAAAGGAUUUUAGCCUUGGUUUUUUAUUUUAUUUGGCACACACUUUUGCUUCUCUGAGUGGUGGCUGGUUUAUUUUUCUUAUUUUUCUACUGAAUGGUGCUAGUACCAUCACACCCUUCUACAUCAUCACUAAAUUUGUCUUGGAUACAGCAUUCUCUCUACAGAUCUUGUUCUCUGUUUCUGAGCUCUGUUCAAGGACGGCUCUUUACUCCAGUGAAGGCUUUCACAAAUAGAAAGGGUGCAAUUUUCACAAAUUCCCCUUUUCUCCCAGGCACUCUCUAACCCCGUAUAGCAUGCUGGCUUGGGGGGGGGGGGAGAAAACAACAAAAAUAACCUCACCAUGGACAAAUAAUGCCCAUAGGACUGAAGAGCUUUCAGAGACAUGAAACUGAAUGUAACUCAAGAUUAAAAGCAACAGUUAGGGCUAGUGGACAAGUCAGUUAUGGAUCAAAUAUAAAGACAUUCUAAGGCCCAUUUUUAAUCCAGAGAAACCUGUUUUACUAGAACAUCUGGUAUAAAUGUAAAAAAUAUCCUGUAGUUUUUAAGUAACAAUGCUGUUGCCAAUGGAGGUUUGCUUUUCUUAUGUGUUCGUUGUGUAAAAUGAAAAUAUGUUCCAUGAGUUUUUGUUUUGCUUCGGUUUUUUAAUUGCCUUCCCCCCUCCCUUUUUUUUCUUUUUUUGGCCUCAGGUGAAAAGCCUUACAAAUGUACUUGGGAAGGUUGCACAUGGAAGUUUGCUCGAUCUGAUGAAUUAACACGGCAUUUCCGGAAGCAUACAGGAGUCAAACCUUUCCAGUGCCCAGACUGCGACCGUAGCUUUUCCCGCUCCGACCAUCUUGCCCUUCAUAGGAAGCGCCACAUGCUAGUCUGAAACACUCUUCCUUCGUCUCUCUUCAUAUUUCUUUUCAUUUUUAACCUGUGCAUUUUAAGUUAGAUUCAGCGGGCCUGAAUCUCUGGAUUAAUAGCCUUGAAACCUUCCCUAUGGUCAGUAAGAGAUGUUUGCUUGACCCUUCUUUGCCCAUGCCACGGGUCAGACCUACAGAAUGUGAACAUUUUUUUUUCUCCUGGGGGUUGCUAAGCAAACCCUUGCUUGCCAGCAUGCAGAUUAAAUUUCUGUGAGACUUAAGAGAUCUUGUAAUCGAGCUGGCUAGUUUUGCCAUUUAAUUAACCAGCAUAUGUUGAUCAUAGUCACUUGUGUUGGAAAUCCAGCCUGCUAGUCCUUGCCAGAGACUCUGUACCCUGUAAAGGAUGCGUGUCUCCUUUUUAUGCUCAGCAAUGCAACGAAUGGAUCCUUUCCAAUGUGGUUGGUUGUAGAAGCAUGUUCCACAAGACACUUUUUGGUUGUGUUUAAAAAAAAAAAAAUCCUCAAACUGGGAGUGAAUGGAACAAUUUUUGACUGAUGAGUGGCUGUUUAUCAGCAGAAAUGUUGUCAAUGCAUCAUGUUGUACAUCCUGACCGACAUUGCCUCUCUUUUGUCUGUUGUGUAGAAUGCUAGCUUGUGUUUGCCUGGAUAAUAGUGCCUCGGUAGAUUCAUUAAGCAAAGACCUUCUUGUAGUGUAGUUAUCUGUGUUUUGUGUCCAGCUGUAUGAAUGGAACACACAUGGUACUCGUAUGAUGUGGCAUUCGAUGAUACAUGCAAUAAUCUACCUCACUGAGGAGGUGUGGUAGGUAUAUUAUUUUCUCAUCACUCCUCUGCAUUUCCUGUUGUCUACACAAGGCCUCUGGUCCUUUCCCUGGCACAGUUUAGAAGCAGCAACCUUUUCAGCAAAAUGAACCUGAACUGCUGGAAGGCACCACCAUAUUCAUAAGAUAAGUGAAGAAGACAACCUCUGAAUUUAAGCACUUCUGUAGAUCUCAAAAUUUGAGUAUCACAAAUGGAAAAGGUACACUUUGAUCUCUCGUUGCCAUGUUCCACAGAAGAGCUUCAUGAAGUCCCUCAAGUGAUUUGUAAUGCAGUCAUGCUAGGAGUGGUAAAAUACACAACCAAAAAAUAGUUAUUUAAAAAUCCAGCAUGGUUGAUACUAUUCCAUAUCCUCUAGAGAUUUCGUGGAAAGAUUUGAAGGAAAGAAAAAUUACUCUUUUCACCAGUGUGCCUACGAGCUCUUCUUGGAAUUAUGGGUCAUUUGGCUUUCAUAUUUUUAAAAAUGGAGAUAGAUAGAUAUAUUGAGGCCAGCAGCAAUAAGGGGAAUGAACAACAGAGGAAAGGAACUCAUAAUGUGCUAGGAAACACUUUAUCGAAAUCAACUGUUGUAAUCAAAUGCAUUUUGAGUUAACCACCCCUUCAGGGGCAACCUGUUUCAUUCAACACUGUCAAAGUAGUAGUGUGCUUCUACUGUUUCAUAAACUGUGUUGGGCUUCCAUAGUUCAUUUCUAUAAACUAUUUUCUAGCACUUUUUGUAGUCCUGUCUCCUCUUUUCUUCCACAAAAAAAUAAAGUACAGCUGGGUGCUUACUUAGCUUGGUGACUCUCUCCCAUUGAAAUCAGAUGUAACCAAGUAACUGUGGCUGGAUCAUGGCCAUCAUUUUUUGUGUCAUGCACUCUGUAUCUGCACACCUGUCCUAGAGAGGCCUUGUACAUUUUUUCUCAGAUUCAAUUUGGUUUGUAAAUCCCAGGUAACUUCAAAUUGAUUAAGGCUGCAAUCAUUUACACACUCAUGGCAGAAAGCAACAGUGGCAAGCAAUGGGACUUAGUUUUAUUUUUAAAAUUAAAUGUUAUAUUAAAAAGUAUAAAUUCAAAGCAAUAAAGGUUUAAACAGUGAAAAAGAGCAAUAACAGUGAUAAACAGUCCCGUCCCCCCGCUCCCUUCUGCCCAUCAUGGUUCCUUCCAUCUAAAUUUUGUGCAGGAUUGAAUAAUGGCAAGAAAUUCAUCUCUUCUGUUUUCCAUAACUAAUAGGCAAAAAAUCAUGUGUAGAUCAUCAAUUCAGUAACUUCAUUAACUAAGGAUCUUAAUAUAUUUUGAAAUACAUUUUUGAUUUAUUCAUUUAUAUAAGUUUAAAAAGAGGUACAAAUAGGGACUUAAUUUUCUGAGUACAGGAUUGUGCUGUGACAUUUUCUUCCCUUCAAGAAAGCAUGCACUUCCCCACUCCUGAAAGGAAAACGUUCACAGAAUAUGUCAGAAGGCUGAUACGGAAGAGUUGCCACUUAAUUAAUUGCAAGGAAGUUGAGGCAGGCUGUUGAGAACAGUAUCUUUGUUGAAUGCAAUAAUAAAACGUUCUGCAGAGUCACAGGUGCAGAAUUCAGCUUGUGAGUUGCUAUUGUGAAAACAGAAGAAUAAAGGUAAAUUUGGGAGGGAAGAGAUAAAGAAAUGCUUCCUACAGUUCUUUAAACUUUAAAGCCAAACCCAGAAGUAUUUGAAACUUCACCUAGUUGGAUAUAUAGGUGCUUCAGAUAAAUUUAAUCUCUCUCUAGAAAUUAAACUGACAGAGCAAGGGAACUGUUGCAUUGUUCAGUGUAAUCAGUCACGUGUGUAUGGUGGCUGUUUCACAAUCAAACCUUACAAGAAUUAGGAAUGCUUAAGACCAGCCUGGAAAUCCAAAGAACAAUCCAGUUAAAAGUGUGGCACAUUUUUUUGCUUUGCUAAUAGCAAGUUUAAACCAGGAAUAAUUGUACUGAAGCAUCUGCAACCCAUUCCAUCAAAAUGUAAAUGGAGCAAGAAAACCCUCUCUAGUGUUGCCAAGCAAAUCUGGGAAACACAUUAUUUUCUGUUGUGUUGACACACUUAAACUACUCUGUUGCUAACAUGGAAAAACACUGAAUGUGGAAACUUGAUGAGAUUUCUAAGUGUCAGCAAAACAGGAGUGGGAACUGCGGAGCACAGAGUGCCAUACUAGGAUUCGAAAUUUAAUUCCUUUGGAUCCGAUUCCUCCAAAAAUAAGAUAUAUUUUUUCCCUUCUACAUUAAAACGUAACAGAUACAAAUUACCAGCAUAUGAAAAUUGGUAAACUGUGUCUAAGCAUGGCUGAAAUUGCUUUUUUCCAUUUAGGAUGUUUAGCAGUGCUUGGCUUAAAGUGCCUUUAAUUUCAAUUCCACACUCAGAGCGCUACCACUUUCCGAGCUCAUCAGAUUUGUCAUUCAGAUAUGUCUUCAAAGACUCAUUCAUUUGUGGUGCUGCUACAUGUUAUCUUUUAUUUUUUUAAAAAAUACUUUCUGCUAUAUUAAUUAUUCUCACAAUCCAUCUGAAGUUGUUUCAAGCGUGUAGCAACAUUUGAGUUUAUCAUAUAAAAUGCCAGGAGGAAACUUGCCCUUGUUUUUAAGAAAAAGUUUCUGGAAUGCUCUACUGUGUAUCAAAUACAUGGGCUUAAAAAAAAAAUGCAGCAGGGUGAGCAGAAAAUGACCUGCAAUACAAAAUGGAAAUGCCCCCUUCAAGAUGGUUUAUUAAUGCCACAUAAAAAAAUUAUGUGGCUAGUUAACUUCAGGCAAACACAGUUACAAAAUUCCACAUUUUAUCUGCAUGCUUCUGUAUAUAAUUCUGGGAGAGCAAACAGUAUGGCCAAAGGCUUGUUUAGGUGUGAUGAGAUUUUUAUCUUUUCUGCACCUUGGAUUAUUGCUAGUUGUAGUCUAAAUCAGGAAUAACUAUUCCAGCUCAAACACUCUUUGUUUAUAGGUCCCCUCCGCUUCAAAAAUGUUUUUCUGUGUAGUGGGAAAUUGGAAAACACUGAUGUUUAGGAAAUAGGAGUCAGAAAGCAAAUGGAACUGGUUGCAUAUUUUCAACCAGGGCUUCAGGCUCUGCGUUUGGAUACAAAGGUUCUCUUCUGAUGGAGUCUUCCUCCAGCAGAGGAAGGGAACUUUGGAUCUAACCCUAUAUUUGCAUAUUACUAGGGAGAUAAGAUGCAGUCCUAAAAGCCCUUACACUGGAGUAGUUCUGUUGAAAUCGGGAGAUAAGAAUCCAUGCUCUGAUACGACAGUCAAAGUCUAGUCUCCCACCGGCUUGGAGGUAGCAGUGUUGUCCAAUUUAAUUCUGUGGUUCUUACGGAGGGAAGCAGGCCUGUUUUUAGUAAGUGUAGACCAUUUCAGCCAUGCAAACUUCCUCAUCUCUAAUCCAGAUUGUAACACGUGUCUUGAGUGUGCCAGGAAAAUGCAGGCAACCAUUGGCCAGAGAGUCAAUUCCAAUUCCACGCCCCCCACUCGGCUUUGGGGACACUGCAAUAGCCCCAUAGAACUUCCUGCUACUACUUGUCCUUCACUAUUGCAAGUGGAGGUCGUCUUUUGCCUACUGGGGGUGGGGGACGUGCAAUUGCAAGAGAAGAGGCUCAAGCAAUUUUGAAAAGCAAGUGGUUAGCAAAUGAGGAAGAUUCACUUGUGUUUGGGGAAGCAGUACGCAGUCCAAAUAAUUAAAAGUUACUUUUCUAAACAAACCAUGUGCACUAGUAGUAUUCCACUGUACAGAAUGCAACUUUUAGGAUACUGUUGAUCAUGUUUUCAGUUAAAUAGCAUUAUGGGUUGUUCCAAGAGGGAUUGUUCAGAGCAAAGCUGAUAUUUCUAUAAUGUGGUUUUAAUUGCACACUGUAGUUCCAGUUUUAACACACAACACAAAACCUUCUAAUUGCAGGAUCUUCUUUGUGUUCUGUUCAAACUUAGCAAGGUGUAGAUGAAUGCAAAUCCUUUCCUUUUAAACAGAAUUUGCAAAAGUAUUUUAUACAUAUUAUUUGAAAAGGGCUAUAAUAAUUCCCAUUACAUUUUACAAAUAUUAGCACUUUCUUGAUAUUUAUGUAUUUUAAAUGUUAUACGGUCAAAAUAAUCUUCCUGCUUAGCAUCUCUUAAAACUUUACCUGCAAAUGUAGCAGGGCUAUUACAUUUACUUUAAUACUUGUAUAAAAAUAUGCAGAAUUUUUUAAAAAAUAAAAUGUAAUAUAUUUUAUAAGCUAAUAAUAAUCGGGUAAUUAAAGGUUUCUAGCAUGCAUUCCUAUCAUUUGCAGAUACUGAAGCAUUUUGGUAAUCUUUCUCACUAAAUAUGUGAAUGUUUUAAUGUAACUUCACUUUCUAUUUUUGGUAGUCCAAUGGGAAUUCAGUAAUGACAUUUUGUCAUGUCAAACUGUGAACAUAAUUUGUACUGUACAGUCCUCAUAUGUUAUAUAUAGUAUACUAUAUGUAUUAUACUUGUUAAUAAAACAAGACAAAUAUUAAAUGUCAAUAUGUAGUU